Asparagus officinalis (garden asparagus) is the source of this 369-nucleotide messenger RNA. RefSeq lists its product as uncharacterized. Bases 22 to 354 code for a protein of 110 amino acids. Lineage: Eukaryota; Viridiplantae; Streptophyta; Magnoliopsida; Asparagales; Asparagaceae. The transcript is spliced from 2 exons. The record is from RefSeq and is a predicted model, not a curated record.
CCCUUCUCCUUCUCUCCAUCCAUGGCCUUCGACGAUGAGCAGCUCCGACGAGCAGCUCUCCAAGGCCUUCUACGAGCUCUCCGCCAUCCUCCUCUCGAUCCUCCGCUCGCCGCCUGGAUCCGGUCCUCCGCCACGGCGGAUCCAGGCGGUGCCGAGAUCUCCGUCCGCGAGGCGGAGCAAGAUGACGCCGGCGGCGUUCGCUUCCCUCUUGCUGGGGGUUUAGUUCGCUAUGAUGCUUUCUGGAGCGGUGACGUUCGUGAUUGGGAUUAUGCUGAUGCCUUGGGUGCUAGGGUUUGUGAUGGUGUUGUAUUUCGUCGGGAUUGUUUCGAGCUUGUCGGCGAUGCUUUGCCCUAGCUCGUGGGUGGCGGG